Messenger RNA from Lagenorhynchus albirostris (white-beaked dolphin), 7635 nucleotides. RefSeq lists its product as uncharacterized. The transcript has 2 exons. Lineage: Eukaryota; Metazoa; Chordata; Mammalia; Artiodactyla; Delphinidae. The record is from RefSeq and is a predicted model, not a curated record. Bases 3862 to 4866 code for a protein of 334 amino acids.
CCGGCUCCCCCAAGCGAGCGCCCGCCGGCCGCCCCUCGCUCUGCCGCCCUCCCGCGUUGCACUUCUCUCUCCGGGCUCUUUGCAAUUUGUUAUUUCCUUACCUUUGUCUUCCUCGUUCAAGUCUCCCCUCCGCAUCCUCUUUCCUCCUUCCACUAUCUCUCUCGAGUCUCCUUAUUUCUGCUUUAUUUUCUGCCUCUUCCUCUUUUUCCUGCUAGCCCCUCAGCGCUUUGUCUUUCUUUUCAGUCUGCCUGUCCCCCUCCUUUCUGCGUGCGUCUCUCUGUUAUUCAUGGCUUUUAACUCUUUUUUUUUUGAAUAAAAACUGAACUCUUUUUCUUUUUUUAUGACUCAACUUUCUUUCGUAAAAUUUCCUCCACUUUCUUCUCUUUCGUUCUUGCCCUCUUCAUUUCCUUUUCAUCUUUCUUCUUUUGGGUUUUCUGUUUUCUCUCCUUUUCUCAAUUUCUUUUUCUCCCGCUGCCCCCCGCCUUUUCCGUGUCCCCUGACAAUCUCACGCUCCUCUCCUUUCCUCCCGCCUCUCUGAGCUCACGGCCCCUCUGCCACCGCCUUUCUCUGGUCCUUCUUUCCUGUCCUCCCAGCCUCCCCUCGCCCUCUUCUGCUCCUGUGUCUAGCUGCGUGCGGGUCUCUGCAGCGGGGUCCCCAGGCUGGAGGGUCCCCAGGCUGGACGGGGGCACAGAAUUUGGGCAGGAUGCCCCCCUUUCUCUCCACCCUAGAGUCCAAGCUAGAAGCCAGGAACUCACCCCGCCAGAGCUCCCUCCACCCGCUCUUUGCCCGGAUCCUGCCAACCCUCUUUGCUUGGGCCCCACGGCAGCAGGGGCAGGGGAUCUGGCGGGCGGGUCCGUGUAGACGUAGCAGGAGGCUCACCUUCCAUGUCCCUGGUGACGGUGCUGAAGUGCAUCCCGGCCGGGGAUCCCAGCAGCCUGCGAAGCUUCGCCGGGUCGGAGAACCCGGGUUCCAGGCGAGCGGUGUGCUCUGCGGCCUCUGCUGCAACCAGAGAGGCAAUGCUGAACGCGCUGGCCCGGGGAGACAGCGGGCUCCGUGCGUCCAUAGGCGCCCGGCGGCCUGACCGGCGCCGCCUCCGACUGCGUGCACCCGGCCCCACCGAGGCCGGCCCAGCCCUCGGGCCCCGGGGGCGGGGGCCUGCGGUGCCACUCACAGCCGCCGGCCCUGGGCCCAGGGGAUUAUGGUGUCACGGCCCCCCACUCUGGGCCGGUGGCAGCCGAGGGGCCCUGAUGGGUUGAGAGCCCUGGGGGUGUGGGCCCUCCUGCUUUUCAAGGUCCGGGCCCCUUGCCUCUGCUCCCAGGGGCCUCCAUGACCAGCACCCCUUGGACAUCCCGCUGCUCCCCGAGGCCUGGGUUCCCUCUGUACAGCGAAGCCAUCAGCUUCCCCAGCCCCCGAGGGGAGGUGAGGACGCUGGGAGCGCCCAGCCCCAGCCCGAAGCUGUGGGGCACCGGCCCUGCCCCUGUCCUCCCGCCUCCUCUUCCCCGGCUGCCCCUGCACCUGGGUGAGGAGAGGGCAGUCUGGGCUCCGGCACUGGCCACAGGCAGACAGCCCCAGGGCCACGGCGUCGUCCUUUCCUCGGUGCUCAGGGACAGGACCCAGCCCAGCAAGCGGCCCCCAGCCCUCUUCGGUCGGCUCACUGUCGUGGCUGGGGACCCUGAGCAGAGGGACGCCGCCCAGGCCAAGCAGCCCGGGAGCCCGAGCGUCACGCGCACCCGCGCGCACCACCCGCCUCUGGCCAGGACGCUUAUACAUCCGGAGGGUGGGCAGUGCCCGCUCCUCCGACCUCCCCGCGCACCGGCCGGGUGCAGGGAGGGCCGGGGGCGGGGCCUGGACUGGCCGAGGGAGCCGAGGACACGUCGGAGGAAUUCAGGCCGCCGGCCGGGUCGUAUGCUGCCCCUCGCUCACCACCCACCCCACAGCCAGCCUGCCCGCCUGGGAAGGCCCUGCUGCCCAGUUGGGCCUUCAGGCCCAGGCAUCCCAGACGCUAAGACCUGACUUGGCCUGUGCUUCCGCGCACCUACUGCUUCUGAGGCCUCUCUGCCCAGUUCAGGGCAUCCAUGGCCUUCCAGUCCAGAGUCUCCCCAGCAGGGCGCCAGGCCUCCCUGCUCCCAGGAUCCUCUCUGGCCCUGCACUGAGGCUCUGGCAGUCAGGCCUCCAUUUUCAAGGCCUCUGUUGCUUGCCUGGACGGGGGUGGGAAGCAGCAGCCUCUCUCAGGGUUUUUACAGUCCCAGGGCCUCAGAUCCCAGGCUGGAGGGGAUGCUGGCUCUGAGGCAGGAAGGCCCAGAAACUGGGGACCUGGGAGUGGGCUCCAGCGGGAAACGCCUGGCUCCCGGGCCUGAGGUCCAGGAAAGAUACAUGGCUGGAGGCAAGUCGGUGAGCAUGUGGGCCCAGCUGUGUGACUGGGGUGGGUGCGUGUGACCUCAAGUACAGUGAGCCCUGCCCCACCCCCUAGGCUGGGGCUGCAGCUUUGUGGACCAUGCCAGAAAAGGGAAACUGUUGCCAGGGUGUACCCCCCACCCAGAGUGGCCAUGUGGGGCUGUGACAGUGACAGUGAUCUGUGGGGCCCAAGAGCAGGUCCAGGGAGUGGUGUGAUGCGCCAGGCCUCCAGGACCCCAGGUGGAGAUGCUCCUGGUGGAGGGAGAGCCCGGCUGGCAGGGGAGUUGGUGGGGGCAGGUCAUGGUGGUGCUGCAGGAGGGGAGCCCGUGCUGAGGGUCUGCACCUAGAGAGGCAUGCAGAGCGGUCACCAUGGGUACCUCUUGCUGGUGGUCUGCAUCCAACCUGCAGGUGGGUGCGUGGGGUGCGUGUGGUUGUAUGCCAUCUGGGAUGUGUGCUGUCCUGGCACGUGGGGGUGCCCGUGGUUGUGUCCUGUGCACCUGGGGAGCCUUCCUUGUAUACCUGUGCGAACACCUGAAGACAGUGGGCAGGUGCCCAGUCUGAGGCAGACACCAAUGUUGAGAAAGGAGAAAUGAAAGUGAAAAACUCUGGGGCUUCUGGAGUCGCAGGGUCAGCCUCCUGGGACACUGUCCUGAGGUCCCUGGCCCUCGGAGUCUGAGGUGGUAGACAGGAGAUGGGGUCCUCCCAGCCCCUCAUUAACCCCUUCAUGCCUGAGCUGGGAUCUGGGAGGCCACGCUAGGUGGGGAAAAGCGCGGGAGCAGAAAGGACGCUGUGGCAUGGGCCAAUGGGCCAAUUCUGGUCGAGAGAGCGCUGGAGGAGGUCAGGGCCCCCCCGUGCCGCUCCGCCUGGGACUGGCAACCCUGCUUCCCCGGCUGCAGCUACUCACCCGAGCAAUUGCAGACCCCGAACCCCUCUGUCAACGCCCGGUCCCUGCUGGAAUCCAACUGCAGGGGCCCAAAGAGGCCUGAACGCUGCGGAGUCACCGCCUCCCGCGCCUCCGGGUGCCCCCACCGCCCAGACAGAGCUCGCGCCCUCUGGUCCCGCGACGCCCCGCACACCGUGUCCGCGCGCGCCGCCGCCUGCGGGAAGUCCUCAUCCCUCACCUGGAGCGGCCGCGGCUCCCUUCCGCCUCGCUCCCCCUGCCGGCCGCACCUCCGGGAGCGCGAGGUAGGAGGCCUGGCUGGGCGCCGGCCCGACCGGGCUGGAAGGGCUGGGCGCUGCCGGGGGUCGUGCGCUGCUCGGGCUCUGCCUCCUUAGGGCGCAGCGUGCCCCUCCACCUGGGACGUGGGCUGAAGACAAGACCCGCAUUUCGCUGCGCCACUUGGCAGCGAAGGGGGAACUAGGAUGAGACCACUUUACAGGCCCUAAAACCGAGGCUCUGCUUUGACCGGCCUCCGCGAGGUACGGGGACCAGAAGUCUAGCUGAGGACAGGAGGCGGCAGGGGCGGGAUGGAGCCGAGGCAGACGCCCAUCCUGGGUGCAGAACGGGCUGCAGCCUUUGCUUCUCUCUGCGGGCCCUGCACUGGGUCCCACGUGGGCACUGGGAUCCAUCCCAGCGCUUCCCCUGGCACCUUGCGUUUGGAGGCUCACUCAUCCCCCGCCCCAGCAUCUUCAGAGUUUUGCCCGAAGCAAGCGCUGUUUCAGAGGUUUUCUCCCCAGCGCGCAGAAGGAGGCCCCUGGAGAGUCUGGCUGCACUGCUGCGCCCAGCUCCGCCUCCCCGGAGCGCACGUGGCUUCCUCAGGGCAGCCGUCAAGACUGGAGCCCUCACAGCUUUGGGGGGGACCCCACUCCUCACUCUCCCGCCACCAUAAAGGCACUUCGACAGCGCCAUGCGCAGCGCUCAGAAUUCACUCUGGGCCUCUCUGUUCCCACCCUUGGAAGGACCUUUGCGCCCUUGUGCAUCUCUGGUGGGCGCCAAGCCCACCGAUUGUUGUGCUCACGUGCUCCGCGAGACAAGGUGGGGCACCACCCGCUCCCCCAGCCUGGGUCUCCCGCUAUCUGGGGCACAGGCGCACACAGAUGGAUUUGAGCGGUCGGCUGGAGGAUGUGAGUGCGCGGAGCACUGGGGACCCCGUCCCCCAGGAACUAGAGCACCAAGCGGGGCAGAGCCAUCUCCCCCACCCGGGGUUCAGAAAGAGAGGGGCUGGGCUUUUCUUGACCCGGUUCAUUCGUUUCGGGAUUGAUUCACCGGGAACUGCCUCCAGGGCCUGCCUAGACGGGCCUCGGUGCUCUCACAGGCAGGCCCCGCACCGGGAGCGGCCUGCGCCCUGCCUUUCUGCCACCAGCAGCCGCUCCUCCCCGGACCCGCGGCCCGGGUGGCUGGGCCUCCGGGGGCCAGACCUUGGCGGGAGGCGGGAGGGGGUGAACUUCGGUGGAGCCGGGAGAGGCGGGUGCGCAGGGCAGCUCCGUUCUCCCUUCGCAGCUCCAUUCCUCCUCUCCGCUCCCCGCCCAUAGUGGGCGCCUCGUGCAGGACCUCGGCCCCUGGGUGCGUCUCAUCUGCCUCCAUCCAACAAAAGCGCUUGGGCCGCAAUGCCGACAAAUGGGGCUUUCUGGGUGGCCCGCUUGGGUGUGAAUGGGCAGCGACCCUGAGCCCCUGAGGUGGGCGGGUGGGGCCGUUGUGGGGUGGCCUCCCUCUCCUGGCCCCUGGCUGGGGAGCCGAAGAGGACUCAUGGGCUCCACCCAUGAGGCGGGGAGGAACGGGCGCUGUCCGCGCCGGUGGCUCUUGCGCGCCAAGCUCGUGGCCCCACUGGCUCCAGCGCGGUCUGCGCGACCCACCGUGGGUUUGCAGACCCUUGGGCGGUGCGGGGGCUGGGGGGGGCGGUGCUGGGCUGGGACCAGGGCCUGUGGGAGCUGGUAGUGAGGCCGCAUCCAUCCUGGGCAGGGGCGGUUUCCUUGCCCCUACCCUGCUGGCCUGGUGUCUUGUGACACCGCCUGCAGGUUGAAGGAGGCGACUCCCUCUCCCCAGCCUGGGGGCUCCAUGCACCUGGACUAGCAGUGGCCCCCUAACUGCUCCCAGGCCCUUUCCUCGGGGUGCCCCCAACUGAAGCACAAGUCCCUGCAAGCCCACCCAGGCUUCUUCCUUGUUGGUGGACUCUUACCCCAAACUCUGGUGGGGGACCCUGUGCUGGGCCCUGAGCCCCAGGUGCAUAGUACGGUUCAUGUGUGCGGGACUGAGGACUGUGAGGAGGUGCCAGGCAGAACCCAUGGAGUUCUUGGCAAAGGCUGGGGACCAGAAACAGCCUGGCAUGUGCUCUUUGGUGGCUUGGAGAUGACUCUGGGUGGGUGAGCUGAGCCAUGCCCAGGGAAGGGGCUGGUGCCCUUGCCCCUUCUGUGGCAUCACCUGGGACUCUUCCAAGUCCUCAGUGCCACCUGCCUCCUGAUCCAAGGGCCUGGACCCCGGGGGGCCAAUGACUGCAGAUUGAACGAAGGGCAACUGAGGGGGCGGACACGGACACUGGAGGGUGUCACCUGAGGGGUGACAGAGAAGCAGCACAGAGGCACACACUGCUGUGACACCAGCCCCUCAGAGCCAGAACGGAUGGGCCAGGGUCAGCACAGCCAUGCACAGCUGGGUGCAGCCUCCCAUCCACCCCGGGCCUGGCUGUACUCCCCUCACUGAGGGUGCUGUCUUCUGGGCCCAGUGGCCAGGAGGACAGAUGGGCGGAGACAGUGAGGGGAUGGCCGGACCGGAUGGGGCUGUCGGAUGGGGCUGUCGGUCGGGCCUGGGUGAUAGCACCCCCUGCCCCCCGCAGGGCACCAGGGCCCCCUGAAGGCUGGAAGUUCCCACAGCUCUAGAACAAACAAACAGACGGCCCAACACACAGCCUGGCCCUGGGCCCCUCUCCAAUUUCUCAGCCUGUUGAUUUAGCUGCCCACUUGGUGGGAGGACCCAGCCACAUGGGGAGCCGGCUGUCCAUCUGUCUGUCCAUCUACUGGCCACACUGGCCCCUCCACCCCAGGUGCUGUCAGGCAGAGGUGGGGCUCAGAGACCCAGGUGACCUAGAUUUAGGCCGCCCACAGCUUCCGCUCUGUGGUCAGGACAGGGGGAGCCACACUCUCCAGGGAAGGGGAUAGGCCCUCAAAGCCCCUGGGUGUGUUGGCUGAGGGCGAGAGGCCAGAAGCCGGACACCUGCAGACACUCUUCUCAGGUUCCUCUGGCUGGCAGGGGACACCGACUGGGUACACACACAACUGUGAGCAAGGGCACGAGUGUACAUGCAUGCACACACCACACACAUACGUGAACGUACCCACAGACACGCGUGCGCACACUCUUGUGUAGCACACCAUACACACGCACACACCAACGUGGGCCAGAGUGCACACACAGGCACGUGCAGAACACAUACACAGAUACGCAUGCGCAUGCACGUGCACCCCCUACAGUGACCCUGUAACAAGUCAUCAAUGUCGAGGACUCUCACCUCAGUAACUCAGGUGGUCCUCAGCCUUACUUGGCUUGGACAAGGUCCAUGUGGAGCCUCAGGCACUGCACAAUGAAGAUCAAAAUGUUUCAGUCUGCUCUGGCGGGAUUAUUUCCUGAAAGUGACACCCUCAAAUGAUGCCCCUGGGGGAAGGUCCAAUGGCCAGGACGAUGCCCUGGACAUUGGGGACAGGAAGAGUCUGCCAUAACAGUUCACUCAGCGGGGACCCUUCUGGGAGGGUCAGUCUCCAUGCUCAGGCCCCAGCCCUGAGUCGGGCUUGGUGGGUAAGAUGAGCAAGGAAGCUCUGGGAAGACACGGGGGCAGGGCCAGAGGCAUGAGCAAUGACCGCCAAGCGGGGGACUCCUGCACCUUUGUUAACGGGGCCUCGCCAGGGCAAGCUCCCCACAAUCAAAGGAUGUAUCGUGUCUCCUCUUCAAGAUACAGCAGUUAUAAUAACCGAAUAUAUCAGACUUGGAAUUUCCAUUAAAUGAUUGAUUCAGUUAGCAAUUUAAAUUCAAGUUGUCAGGCUUCCCUGGUGGCGCAGUGGUUGAGAAUCCGCCUGCCAAUGCAGGGCACACGGGUUCGAGCCCUGGUUUGGGAAGAUCCCACAUGCCGCGGAGCAACUAGGCCCGUGAGUCACAACUACUGAGCCUGCACGUCUGGAGCUUGUGCUCCGCAACAAGAGAGGCUGCGACAGUGAGAGACCCGUGCACCGCGAUGAAGAGUGGCCCCCACUUGCCUCAACUAGAGAAAGCCCUCGCACAGAAACAAAGACCCAACACAGCCAAAAAUAAAUAAA